CCCAUUCCCGACUUCGAGUAACACCGAUGCCCACAUUGUCUUAUAUUUUCCCCCUUUUCUAUCCCCGACUCUGACUUUUCGAGUCUUUCUUUAACUCCGGUCAUUCGAGUCAUCUAACACCAAGGCCUAUCCUGUUUCCCAUAUCUUCCUUCUGUCCCUGGUCCUGACUCUGAUUCUUCUAUCCUGAAACUGAGUCCUACCCUAUCCCAUGUACUAGUCCCCCUCUUACACUCUCCGACUCUGAUCGCUUGACCCUUUCCGAUUUCCAACCAUCACCACCCCCAUUCCAGACCCUCGCAUCAAGAGCUUUUGGUACAAUGGAGGAGGUUUACACGUCCGCUGACCCCUCUAUUGAGCCCACCAAUAAUGGCGACGAAUGGCAGGUCUCCGAUUUGGAGGCCAGCCCGUCUGAGGCCAUUGAUACCCACGAAGACACCGACAGUAUCAUCGACCCCUCGAACAGUUAUAAUCAGAGGAAAGCAGAUCUCCAGCUACUUUCCGAGCUCGAGCUUUUCCCCGACGGCUACAACUUCGACGGAUCGGAGUUCGAGAACGUCCAAGACGUCUUGCAGUUCGCACCGGGUCAAUUCGAGGCUGCUCCAGAGCUCUUUGUCCCUACCUUGAUCCCGCUGCUUGGUGAGAAAACCGACACGGCGAAGGACUUCCGCGGGACUCAAUGGAGAAACGCACAAUUUUGUCUGUUUAGGAAAAAUCAACCCAGAGAUUUCCUACCAGUUUCCUGGUCCGUUAGGGAAGAUGGCGUUAACUUGCGGGCCCGAAUUCAGGGUGGCACUGCCGCAAGGACGCUAGUUCUUGAGUUCACUGUGUUUCGUGACCAUAAACCCGUCCACCAAGCCUAUCUCGAGUUUGAUGUCGCUCUGGAUAUACAGUCGUAUAAUCCUCAUGACAACAUCAAGAAGAACGUUAGACGUGGCGGCAACAGGAAUCAGAGGCGGGGGGAUGAAGAAGACCAGGUGAACCCUAACAGCUAUGCUGUAUUACGAUUCCGCACUGCGGGAGGUGUCGGCCGUGGUCUUGACUAUGAUGUCGCCGACCUCACGGCCGAUGAUCAAAAGGUUUUCUCGUACGGAAGGCUGCUUUCCCGGAACUUUCGUCCGACCUUGCCUGGGCAAUCCGAGGAUCUUCGGACAGUCGUUAUCCGUAUAAACGCCAAUCAUGUGCUCUACGGUAACGAGACCAGUCAGGGCCGCCGAGCCAAUGCAAACAACGACCGCUUCUACAGACUGGUCUUCCAGUUGGAUAAAGACGCCAGGCCUAUUCUGUGGCCAUACUGCACCGAGCAAGGCAACCCGCAGUUGCAAUAGGGUCAGCUCGUCGAUCGAGAUGUCGUUGCAGCGCGUAGUGGAGGACUAGUCGCGUUUCCAGCGAAGAUCUCUUUUUCUUCCAUUGUGCAUGGACAGAUUACCUUCGUGUAUGGAUCGUAUCUAGAGUGGAAACGCGAGGACGAGAUAGCAAGAGCAAUUUCGUCUGCUAGACAUCACAUCGCCU
Aspergillus calidoustus is the source of this 1509-nucleotide messenger RNA. The record is from the annotation of a GenBank genome assembly. Lineage: Eukaryota; Fungi; Ascomycota; Eurotiomycetes; Eurotiales; Aspergillaceae.